UUUUAUUCAGAGUAUUGGUCCGGAAUAGACAUUAUCGACACUUUUCGUGAUUUUUUAUAUAUCAGUUAAAAUUCUCAAUGUCUGACUAAAAACCAGCAAGAUUCUUGAACGAAACUAAGAAAACAGAUCUCGAGUCAAAAUUGAAAGUGCACUGAUUUGUUUGCGGUACCGCGGUAGUUCGCGACUUAAUUUAGGGGAAAAUCGUAAUGGCCAAGGACCAGGAAGGUGCAGGCGAGCAGGCGUAUUCCGUAUCCACCGCGGAGUCCUCCUCCGAGAACCAAAAGCGGGAACAGCGGGCUCGUCUGAUCAAGGCCUUGAGCCGUUUCAAGCCACGUGAUGCCAAUCCGCUGCAGUUCUACAACUGCGUCCGCGAACUCUGCAUCAUGCACAACUGCAGCAUUGACGAGGGGCUGGAGCGGGCCGCCCUCACGUGGCCGAGACUCAGUAUGCGCCAGCGGGAGCUCUACGAUUCGCAACGUCACGCGGAGCUACCGAUCCCGGUGCCGCGGCACCUGAUUUACCGCGCCUUCCAGAAGGAGAGCAAGGGCCUGUGGUCCCUGGGCCGCUCCUCGGUGGGUGGCAAGCGGUCCACCCGCUACACCCUGGAAUCCUACAAGCCACCCCCCAAACCAUCCCGAAUCAGGAGCGCACUGAUUGAAAAGCGGCCCAAAUACGAUAAUCUUUUGGAUUUGCCACCCAAAGCGGCGGCAAUGCGGGUACCGCCGGCACCCAAUCGUAAAUUUUCCAGGGUAUCCCCCUCUUCCGGUCGCCGGAUUCGGAAUUUAACGCCAUCUCCGGUCGUGAGGCGUGUCCGGUCCAUUCGAAAAAUCCUUUCGAUGGCCAGUGUGCAAAUGAAAAAGUCCGGAAGGCGGCGUCAAGGGAAAAGUCACCAGCGGGUGAAGAAAGUAAUUACUCCGGAACCGUUAGCCGAAAAGUCGACACCCGGUGGGCCCAAGUUGCGGAGAAAGAAGACGACCGUCAAACGAAAGGGUCCGCCCAGCGGUGGGUCAAAGGUUAAGAGAACCUCUAAAGGGGGCGACGAUCUGAAGACGGUCCACAACUGGGAUCUAGCCAUUGGCUGUGUUCGCCGGCGGCUCACGAUGCACCAGCCCCUGAAGACCAGAUCCUAACUCUAUGGAUCUAUUUGCACAAAUAUUUGUUAAGUUUAUUUUUAUCCAGAUGCCCUUGCCCUCAGAUAAAACACACAAACUCAUAUCAAAGGAAACUUUCCUUAGAACACAAAUAACUCUAGUUAAAUAAAUUGAAAGUGAAAAAUUAUUGUACUUAAUUUAUGUAACUAUUGCGAGGCAAAAUAUAUUUAAAAUUCAAUGUAAAA
Messenger RNA from Drosophila elegans, 1336 nucleotides. RefSeq lists its product as uncharacterized. Lineage: Eukaryota; Metazoa; Arthropoda; Insecta; Diptera; Drosophilidae. The transcript has 2 exons. Bases 207 to 1130 code for a protein of 307 amino acids. The record is from RefSeq and is a predicted model, not a curated record.